Chlamydomonas reinhardtii is the source of this 1883-nucleotide messenger RNA. RefSeq lists its product as uncharacterized. Gene Ontology annotation, biological process: carbohydrate metabolic process. Gene Ontology annotation, molecular function: carbohydrate binding; isomerase activity. The coding region runs from base 66 to 1061 and encodes 331 amino acids. Lineage: Eukaryota; Viridiplantae; Chlorophyta; Chlorophyceae; Chlamydomonadales; Chlamydomonadaceae. The record is from RefSeq and is a predicted model, not a curated record. The transcript has 11 exons.
CGGAGUAGCUCAUUGACACUCCGGGCACCGGAGUUUGAUCAGCUUGCACUUACCCUUUCCCCAAAAUGGCCCUUCGCUCCGUGGCUAUGCGCGGUCAGGCGCGCCCCAGCGUGUCCGCCGCGCGGCGCUCGGCUGUGUCGGCUCACCGGGCCGUCAACGUUGUCGCCAGCUCCGUCGCUGACCUGAACAAGAAGCACGGCAUUCCCGGCAGCGUGGAGUUCAAGGAGGGCAAGAGCGGCUCGCCGGUUGUGGUGUUGAAGCACGCCUGCGGUGCCUCCGCCGAGAUGUACCUGUUCGGCGCCUGCGUGACCAGCUGGAAGCAGCCCAGCGGUGACGAGGUGCUGUACGUGCGCCCCGACGCCGUGUUCGACAAGUCCAAGCCCAUCAGCGGUGGCGUGCCGCACUGCUUCCCCCAGUUCGGCCCCGGCGCUAUGCAGCAGCACGGCUUCGCGCGCAACCUGGACUGGGCUGUGUCCACCACCUCGGCCGACCCCAACCCCGACGAGAAGGACCCCUCGGUGGAGGUGGUGCUGACUGAGAGCGACUACACUCUGAAGAUGUGGCCCCACAAGUUCAAGGCCGUGUACACCGUGUCUCUGCACGGCGAGCAGCUGAACCUCCAACUGCGCGUCAUCAACACCGAUGACAAGCCCUUCGACUUCACGGCCGCGCUGCACACCUACAUCGAGGUGCUGGAGAUCGCGAAGGCCAAGGUCACCGGCCUCAAGGGCCUGACCUACCUGUGCAAGGCCGUGGACCCCAAGGUGCCUGAGACCAAGAAGGAGGACCGCGACGCGGUCACCUUCACCGGCUACACCGACUCGGUGUACCUGAACUCGCCCGCGCACGUGGAGCUGGAGGUGGGCACCGGCGCCGCCGUGGCGCUGGACAGCACCGGCUGGGAGGACACCGUUGUGUGGAACCCUCACCUGACCAUGAAGGACUGCUACCAGCACUUCUGCUGCGUGGAGAACGCCAAGUUCGGCAAGGCCGCCACCGUCAAGCCCGGGGAGAGCUGGACCGCCACCGUGACCAUGUCGGUCGUGGACGUCUCCAACUAAAGCAUGACCUCGAAUGCACCCCUGAGCCCGCACCCAUGUGACGUAUCCGGAGUUACGUGUCCGUACGCGUGUGUCAUUAGAUAUCAGAGCUUUUGCAAGUUGUCAGGGCUGGUAAGGACUGACGCUGUAAGCCAGUGUGCGUGUGUCUAGGUUGAUGAAUUGUAGCGGUCCGGUCCUCGGCGCAGACCCGCGAUUUUGGCGCACGGCCGCGGGGGAGGAGUCUGCCGCUCCGGUCGUGGUCCGCGUGCUGCGCCCGGCUGUCGUCAGAUUUACGUGCUGAACAUGCCGAUGUAAGCGUCCUUGUGAGCAAGCUUAACAAGCUCGUUGUACAUGUCGAGGCCUGGCACGAGCAGAAAGGCGUGCAAGCGCGAACUCAGUUUAAGUUCAAGAGUUCCCCAUCGCGCCAAUUGCUAGUCCCCGGCACUCACUGAAGUUGUCGCUGAGGUUUGUGUGCUCCACCUCCUGGAUGUUGGUGGGGCCAACCACUGUCCCGACCACCUCAGCGAAGCGCCCCUCGUAGGGGGACGAUCCCCCGACGACAGUCACCUCGCCCUUGUCUGAAGUCGUGACGCGAACUGUUCCAUUAUCAAUUUGGCUAAUCUGGCAGCACAGGAUGACCUUGCGGCCGUGGUACCGCUGCAUAGUCUCAAAGUUCACGCGCGGAAUAGCCUCGUCGACGCCAGCCAUCUUGUCAGAUAUAUUGCUAAAGAGGAAAAAGAGAAUAUGGACAGCUGCGAAUGUUUGUUCUUGCAAAGCAAGCGAGAGUUUUGGAGUGGUUCUGCAAUGAGCGUGAAUGAUGCACCGAUUCCAGUAAAUUUCUCU